GUUUUGCCGAAAUUUCUUCCACAGUUCUUUUAGUUUCUUAAUCAUGGUUGAAUGAAUAUCGUUUCGUACUUUUGGUUCUAAAUUUUGGAAGUAUUGAUAAUUUUUUUGGCUAACAGGAGAAUCACUUCACAAUUGUCCUUGCUAAUUGCUACUUCUUUACUAUUUCGAAGCUCCAGGUAUAUCUUGGAUGAGUUCUUCAAUUUUUCAUUCACUUUUCUACAAUUCGACCAAGGGCAAUACCGUAAAUUCACACUAACAAAUAUCUAUCUGGAACCAUCCAUUUCUUAUUACUCAUUCAAACAACAGAAUGCUCACUCUUCCUUUUACUCCUUGGAAAUCUUCAGAUUUGCCAAAAAGUCUUACACAAUUCUUUCAGCUUCUUAAUUCAUGGCUGAAUGAAUACUGUUUCGUACUUUCGGUUCUAAAUUUUGGAAGGAUUGAUAAUUUUUUUGGCUAACAGGAGUUUUUUCAACUUUUCAUUCACUUUUCUACAAUUUUCACGGUGCAAUUUCAGGUCAACUUUUAUCUAAUCAAUUUUGUCCUAGUCGUCUUUGGGUUUUCAUAGUUGUUGAUUUCACAGCUUCAGUAUAUGACUACUGUCGUUAUUAUUCUACCCGACUAUCUUUUUAGUGUUCUUCGGCAUUCAUUUUCUUUCGGGUAAUUAUGUCAUUUGAUGUUCUAUAUAAAAAUCUCCAUUGAUGUGUGACAUACUUCGUAUAGUAGUCUAUUGUAAUUAGCUUAAGCUGCUUAGUGUGAUGACUGAUAGGAACCACAUGCAACGUUAAUGAAGUGUGUUGCUUUGAGUGCCUGCUUUCACUUUACUGAACAGAAAAAAAAAAUUCCUACACAUUCAAUCGGACCUGCCUAUUCUCCCGGAUAAUUUUUGAUGUCUGGUUCAUCAUCCAUUAACUUAGAUUAUGUGUAUAUUCAGGUUCUUCUUUUGGUUGUAUUAGUACUUAAAUUCAGUUGCUAUCCUCGUAAUAAUUUUUCGAGGAGCAUUUGACUAGCAUGACUUUUAUUGCAUCCCCUCGGUAAUCUUAGGUUGGAGCAGAAGUGAAAUGAAGUUUCAGUUGGUGAAGAUGGUUGAAUCAAUUGGUGCAAUAUCACUUUUAGGGAGGGUACCGGUUUAUGGAGUUUGUUAUGGGAAAGAUCUGUCGAGUAAACGGAAGGCAAUUGAUGUAUGUGGUAUGCCUUCUGCUGAUUUCCGUGGCAGGUUGUCUGUGGAUUUUAGUUUCGGAGAUUAAGAGCUGAUUGUGUAAGGUUUUCGUCAAUAAGAUGUCUGGUGGUGGAAUUGACCAAAGAGGCAUAUUGAUAUAGUGAGGACAGGAGAAUUCCUAAAGAUUUCCAGUAUCAGAUUGAGACUGAUGUGGAUAGAAAGCCAGGGAAAUGGCCACCAGCGAAUAAACCUGAAAAUCCAGCUCUUCAUAUAAGGCUGGCCCCCAGUUCUCUGCUGGUCAAGAGAUCCUGUACAAGUGAAGAGAAUGGCUUCUCGGAAGGAGGAGAUUUAUCAAGCGUUGCAAGGAGGAAUUUAUAGCUUCCGACUUGAAGCACAGGAGUUUGUUAAUACCCUGAUGCAUUACAAGGUGCCAAUGGCUUUAGUGUCUACAUGCCCUAAAAAGUAUAUCGAGAUUGCAAUUGGUACCAUUUGCUUUGAAUGGACUUUUAGUGUCAUUGUAGCUACAGAGGAUGUUCACAGAGGGAAGCCUGAUCUGGAGAUAUUUGUCUAUACAUCACAGCUUUCUGAAUUUUCAGAAUUCUUGAUGGAAAUGGGAACUUGCUUAUUGGAGAAAAUUGCAUUGAAUGGUGAUGGAGAAAGUGUUAGUUUUAGGUGGUUGGUUUGUGGCAUUCUGGCUGGUCUUCCACAUCACACCAAGUCUAAGGAAAAGUUAGUUAUGUCCAACAAGGAUAUAGAGAGUGACAUUAUGGACUAGACAAAGAGUUGGGAAAAUGAGGGCUUAAAGCAAGAGAUUUUGAGACUAAGACAACAAAUGACAGAAAUGCACCGAGCUUAAGACAAUGGGUUGCCUCUUCUUUCAUUUCUUGCUGUUGAUCCUACAAAUACGUCAAGUUUUCCACCAAAAUUGCAAAGUCAGUUUUCUACUGAUGUUGAUGCACUGCAACAUAACUCAGAAUUCAUUCCAAGUCAAAAGCAUCUCAAUACUUCCACCACUCUUUCUCUAGCUUCUCAGCAUAAGCCUACUGCAUUCACAACACCACAUGUCGUUUGUGAUUUUAUUACUCAAUCCUCUACUGAGGCUUCUACAUUGGCUAGCCGCCCAACGUUGUGCUUUCCCAUGUUCAAUACUCUUGGUGAUCAUUGCUAUACUUCUAAGCCUACUUUUAAGUUAAUUGGACCGCUAAAAUUUCUUAACAAGAAGCUUAGUGUGCCAGAAGAGCCAGAGAAAAUGGUUGGAAAAUGUAGAAUACAGAAAAUGUUAGGAAAAUUUCGCCAGGAUCUGCGGAUAAAAAAGAUGUUUCAUACAAAGACUGGGGCAUGUCUUCAAGUGUUAACCUUCCUCCAAUCCUUGAGAUGUCGAAAUUUGAGAAGCAAUAUGGACAUGAGAAAUUUGUGAAAUAUUUGGGACAAUAUGGCAAUCAAUUAAGGGAAAAUAGAGGGAAGAAGAAUGAGAAUGAUGCAAAUGCUAUUGUAGUUGGACAAUGAGCAUGUCAAAGAAGACCACGUCGUCGUCACCCUCAGUCUCAAGCUCAAGUUUAUAUCCAAGCUCUCUAUAAUCAUUCCCAAAAUUCAUUCUUCUCUAUUUCCCCACCUCUAUAUCUAGUAUAUUACGCACAACCAUAUGUUCAACUCCCUUCUUACUCACAAUGACGCGCACCAACGCUUCAGAGUCACCCUCCAACUCCAAAAAUAUAUCAAAGCCCUUCUAGGCUCGAUGUUCGAUCCAAGUCAAAUAAUAGAAUGAGGCAGAAGUCGAGAUAGUGUCACACCAAUUGAAGAAUCAUAUGCAGUUUAUUUCAGAGAUUGGUACAGUGGGACAUGAUCACUCCUUUUCUCAGGGUCAUAGUAUUAAAGAUUAUCGAGAUUUGAAAAGAGAAAUUGAAAAGAUGAUUCAAGAUAGAUCAAUUAUGGUGCAGAAUAUUGACAGUGAGGAAAG
Molecule: messenger RNA, 3113 nt
Organism: Capsicum annuum
Lineage: Eukaryota; Viridiplantae; Streptophyta; Magnoliopsida; Solanales; Solanaceae
Product: 5-amino-6-(5-phospho-D-ribitylamino)uracil phosphatase, chloroplastic
Exons: 3
Coding region: 1482-1931 (149 amino acids)
Source: RefSeq, a predicted model, not a curated record